Messenger RNA from Colletotrichum higginsianum IMI 349063, 1893 nucleotides. Its product is annotated as Fungal specific transcription factor domain containing protein. Bases 1 to 1893 code for a protein of 630 amino acids. The transcript is spliced from 2 exons. NCBI's taxonomy places the organism in Eukaryota, Fungi, Ascomycota, Sordariomycetes, Glomerellales, Glomerellaceae. Gene Ontology annotation, biological process: DNA-templated transcription; positive regulation of transcription by RNA polymerase II. The record is from RefSeq and is a predicted model, not a curated record. Gene Ontology annotation, molecular function: zinc ion binding; sequence-specific DNA binding; DNA-binding transcription factor activity, RNA polymerase II-specific.
AUGGCAUCCCGGGAGCACGAAAGCCGACGGUCCAACGUCCGGAGAACAAACGUGACUGCUUGCACGCGAUGCCGGUCCCGCAAACAACGGUGCGACCAGAACAUACCCGCCUGCUCCAACUGCAAACGAGCGGGCGUUCCCUGCGUCAGCACCGACAUCGACGGCCAAGUUGCUCCCCGAAGCUACAUCAAGAGCCUAGAGGACCGCGUAGCCUACCUCGAGACCCAGCUCGCCAGUCGUGAAGCCGUGAACCUCGAAUCAGCCUCGGCCGACUUCGCCCCGAGUCCCCUUGGCUGGAACUGUUCGUCCCGGGACCCGAUCGAGCAAGUUGUCUAUCAAAGCCUAGAGGGCGGCGUCUUCUUCAACUCCGUCGCGACGCCCAACGGACAGUCACUCCUCCGCUCGCUGCUGGCCGAGCCCCUUCGCAGCGUUUCCCAGACGCCGAAACAGAGUGACCACCGGUCCCUCCUGGACGAGCUGCCAGGCGAGACGCGAGCCGCCUUGCCAAGUCGAGACGCCGCCGGUCGACUGAUUGAGGCCUACUUUGAACACUGCGAGUUCUUCUCGCCCAUCUUGCCGUCCAAAGACGACUUUCUCGCCGCGGCCGCGCUUCUCUAUGACGACGACGACGACGACGACGACGGCCCGAUCCCCCAGAACAACAACACCAACAACACUGCCAGGGCGACCCUGGCCAGGUUCCGCACCUAUACCGUCUUCGCCACGGCAGUCCUGCUGCUGAACAGGACCGAUCCCGCGUUCCCCGUGUCCAGGGCCGAGGGCUAUUUCGCCACGGCCACCCGCCUCAUCGCCCUACACCCGGCCGUCAUCUGCACCGGGGACCUUCACCACCUCUGCAACCUGCUCCUCGUGGCGCAACACUGCUGCUUCGCCUCGAACCUGAGCGGCGCGUGGCACUUCCUCGGCCUCGCCUCGAGGCUCGCCAUCGAGCUCGGCCUCCACGACGAGCGGCGGCCCAGCACCGCGAAGCCGGGCCCAGAGCAGCUCGACCAGCGCCGGUGGCUCUUCUGGGCGCUGUACACGAUGGAGAGGAACCUCUGCGUCAUCCUCGGGAGGCCCUUCUCCAUCCCCGACGAGGCCAUCCACACCCCGCUGCCAGACCUCGCAGAAGGCGACAGCGACAGCGGUGGCGGCGGCGGCGGCAGUCGGGCUCUCGCCCUGCACUUGAUUAAGCACCGCAGACUCGAGUCCGAGAUCUACGUAACCCUUAACCAGAGUCUGCCGCAGAACGGCGCCGCGGUCGACCUGUUCGCGUGGAGGGAGGACAUGAGACGGAGGGUCACGGAGUGGCUGGGCAGCGCGCCGGCGCCGACCGCCCCCUCGACGCAGCUGGCCCCGUCGGACAUCUUCGAGUCCAUCAUGCACCACCACAUGGUCCUCCUCUACUACCCCUCGGCGUGCUUCCCGGACCCUUCCGCCGACGAGAUACGCCUCUUGGCGCGGAGCGCGGCCGCGUGCGUGGCCAACUACCGCCACGCCUUUCGCGGCGGGCAGCUCCGCUUCUUCUGGCGCACGACGCACAACCUCUUCCGCAGCGGCGUGGCCGUGGCCUACUGCGUCCACCUCCUCCGGGCCGCCCCGGGCCGGUGUCCGGACCUCGACCGGGGGGACAUGGUCGCCUCUGUCAACCUGUGCAUGUCCGUGCUGUGGGCCAUGGUCGAGAGGUAUCCGCCCGGGGCCGUGUAUCGGGACGCCUUCGAGAGCCUGGCCAACUCUGUGCUGCGGUCCGCGGAUGACGGCGGCGGCGACACGGGACGGAUCCAGGAGCCGGGGACGUCUUCUCUGGCGUACGAUCCGUCAAUGCUGGCCAGUAUCGACUUGCCACAGACGUCGUUGGAUGCCUUGUACUGGGGGUUUGGGAAUCUGGCAUAG